CACAACCCAAUCAUAACCCAACGUGAACGAUUUCCUUGGAACUGGCUUCAGCGCUUUACGAUUCCGCUUUUCUCUAUACGCUGGUAGCAAAUAAUGUAACUUAUAUCAAUAUUCCAGCUGUUUUCUGUUUGUUUUGGUGGCGGUUGCUGGUUGGAGGGGGGAUCACUUUCUCAUGCCACUACUUCGAGGCGCUGCUGCUGCUGCUGCCUGAUUCCAGCUAUGGCGUCCUUGUAUAGCGGGUCCCAUACCUUGAGCAAGGAUGAUGUGAAUUACAGGAUGCAUUUUCGUAUGAUAAACGAGCAGCAAGUUGAAGAUAUCACCAUAGAUUUUUUUUACAAGCCGCACACGAUAACGCUGCUGACAUGUACGGUGCUCAGUUUGAUGUAUUUCGCGUUUACAAGAGAUGAUGGAAAUCCUGACAGCAAUCUCUGGAUAGGACUGAUUCUGGUCAUCUCCUUCUUCCUUGUCAUCAGUGUUUUGGCAUUUCCCAAUGGUCCAUUCACCAGACCACACCCAGCAAUAUGGCGAAUAGUGUUUGGUCUGAGUGUACUCUAUUUCCUCUUCCUGGUCUUCAUCAUCUUCCUCAACUGGCAGCAGGUGAAGCAGCUCAUGUACUGGUUGGAUCCAAACCUGCGUUAUGCCAAGAGAGAGGCAGACAUAAUGGAAUAUGCUGUGAACUGCCAUGUCAUCACAUGGGAGAGAAUCCUGAGCCAUUUUGACAUUUUUGCAUUCAGCCAUUUCUGGGGUUGGGGUAUGAAGGCUCUCCUCAUUCGAAGCUAUGGUUUGUGCUGGACCAUCAGUAUUACCUGGGAGCUUACAGAGCUGUUCUUCAUGCAUCUGUUGCCUAACUUUGCUGAGUGCUGGUGGGACCAAGUGAUUCUGGAUAUUCUGCUGUGUAAUGGAGGUGGAAUCUGGCUUGGUAUGACUGUCUGUCGCUUUUUGGAGAUGAGGACGUACCACUGGGCCAGUAUCAAGGACAUCCACACCACCACUGGGAAGCUCAAACGGGCAGUGUUGCAAUUCACCCCUGCAAGCUGGACCUAUGUACGCUGGCUUGACCCUAAGUCCUCCCUGCAGAGAGUGAUGGGAGUCUAUCUGUUCAUGAUCAUAUGGCAGCUAACAGAGCUGAACACUUUCUUCCUCAAACACAUUUUCAUCUUUCCUGCAAGUCACGCUCUAAGCUGGUGCCGGAUCCUGUUCAUUGGUAUCAUCACAGCUCCGACAGUGAGGCAGUAUUACGCCUACCUUACAGACACACAGUGUAAGAGAGUUGGGACGCAGUGCUGGGUGUUUGGGGCAAUAGCCUUUCUGGAGGCCCUGGCUUGUAUUAAGUUUGGACAGGACUUGUUCUCAAAAACACAGAUCCUCUAUGUGAUCCUCUGGCUGUUGUGUUUGGCCUUCAUCACAUUCCUUUGUCUGCAUGGAAUGGUUUGGUGUGCAGAGACAUAUGGUCCAAGGGAAAAGAGCCUCUCAGAAUGCGAGGACAGUAAUUACACAGAGUCUCCUGACCAUGUGUCAGAAGGAUUUAAAGGUGAGACAUAUGUGGAUGGGGACAGUCCCACAAUCAGGCAAAGAUCGAGGGACUCUGGAAAGACUAAGUCCAUCAACGGUCUCGAGAGCCAGUAAAAACUGGCACCACAGGCUGCCGAGUGACUCCUGAAGUCACUCUGAAAAGCCAAGCAAGAAAAAGGGGGGAAAGCUGCCACCUCUUCCCAGUGUAAUUGAAGUCUACAAAGCCCCCACCUAACAGCAGAGGGAGUGCAGAGAGGGAGCAGAUGAACAGGUCCAUGAAGUGUUAGUAGGAGUGCACAGUGGCUCAGACUACAGAGAUGCACACUAAAGUGUGAAUUGUAGGCAAGAAACUCCUAAACCAGUAAUCACAGGUUUCUUUGUGUCUGAAAGAGAGAGAAGAAGGGUGUGUGAGAAUAAAAACUGCCGAUUCUAGAUGUGACUGCAUGCUCACUGUAGCUGAUAAUUGACACAUAUCCUAUUAUACAGUAUAAUUAAAAGUUAAUGUGCAUUUGACUGGUUUAAACCAGCCUUAACCCCAGUAUGUCGGUUCAACACAUUUCAAUGUUUGAAGCCAUUAAAAUAAAUUUAUCACUUUAAUAGAAGCCUGUAUGUUUAUAGCACAUAAAAGUCAUUUUUAUUUAAGUAUUUGUCACUGAUCUAUUUACAACAUAGAUGUUCACUAUGUCCUGUUUUUAACUUGAAUGUGGGCAGGAGUUCAAUGGAAGACAGCUUUAGCUUGGUAGGAUCAUCGACUGAGGUUCGUGUUUGACCCGUAACGAAGCAAAGCACACAGUUUAAGCACUUUGCAGAAUGUUCCCUUGAAAAUACUGUACAUUUUGUAAUGUUUGAGUAUUUUGUGAUUCAUUGUGAUCUUGAGUGACUUUACUUUCCCUGCCCAUCUGUGGCUGCUAUCGUUUAUAUUUUUAUAUUUUCCUGUACUGAUAAGAGAGGGCAGUUUUUUUCAAAGUCCUGCAUGUGCUGUCAGGUUCUUCCUGCUGGUGUGCAGUUGGCUAUCUUUUACUUUUCACCUUCUUGUUGCAUGAUUGUGUCAAAUCAAAUGUUUUAGUAUGAAAAUGUUACAACAGUAGUCAAGGAAUCUUUUAACACCACACACCAGAAUAUUGAGUAUUGUUGUUUAUGUCUUUGAGUCAUUGUAACAGUUUAAUUCACCCCUUGUGCCUGUUUGCAUGGAAUUAUUUUUUAUUCCUAUCUUUCUCAGUUUGUAGUAUGACUAAAUUUGAGCAUUUUGUGUUAGCUGAUCCAGGCUUUGAGUGCUUUAUUGAAGGUUUGUUGUCAUUUGAUCUGCCAGUAUCAUCUCAGUACUGAUAUAUCCCUCAUAAUCCUUGACAAUCCAUACACUGACCUCUGUGGCACCUGUGCUACAGUCAGGCAUUAUAAAUGGUACAUUGUCUUUGGAUUAAAAUUUCAUUUGCCAAAAACAGUUCUGCUGAAAAUGAUUUGUGCUGUUGUUUUUCACUGUGAAAAAAGGCAAUGUAUUAAAAUGUUUUACAUUUC
Molecule: messenger RNA, 3027 nt
Organism: Melanotaenia boesemani (Boeseman's rainbowfish)
Lineage: Eukaryota; Metazoa; Chordata; Actinopteri; Atheriniformes; Melanotaeniidae
Gene: ptdss1a
Product: phosphatidylserine synthase 1a
Exons: 13
Coding region: 220-1626 (468 amino acids)
Biological process (GO): phosphatidylserine biosynthetic process
Molecular function (GO): L-serine-phosphatidylethanolamine phosphatidyltransferase activity
Source: RefSeq, a predicted model, not a curated record